AGACUAAACUGACCGGUAAUAAAAACGAAUUUAUUUUGAAGGUUUUUGUUCAUAGUUUCUAAAAAACCUAGCAGUAUAGGCUUCGUGUGUUAAUCUGAUCUACAUAAACACUAUUAGUUCAUUGAGCGUUCCAGGGAAUAAUCAAUCCCUUCCACUACAACUGUGGCAACAAAAAAAAAAAGUGUACUACAAAAGGCUCCCUACAGCAAAGUAGAAAGAAUAUUGAGGAAUUGGCGCCAACUAUACGAUGAUGCCAUAAACCAAGUACAGCCAAUGGCAGAAGCCGUAAAAUACUCGUCACUGGACCUGUCAAUCUCACUCUAUCUUACGUCAUCGGUGCUUGUCGAGUUAUUUCAUAGGCUUGCGGCAGAUGCGGGUAUGGGUGGGUGGAGCUAUACUGUCCAUUCAAGACUUUACUGUCAAAUAAAAGUUAACGUCACGAGCUCCGCCAAUUAGCAAACUGGCUUACCCCCUACGCCAAAACCAAAAAAGGUGGGUUCGUGUCAAAGAAGGCGGUUUCCCCUGUAGCCAAUCAAUUGGGCGAAGCGCGGAUCGUGUCUCUUCUUUCUCUCGUUUUAUUGGUUAAGCUUUCCGUCAGUCUGAAAGACAGCGACUCGCGCCUGGCGCUAGAAAGGUGAUUGGUGUCUUCCAGGCGCGAAAUCUAACGCGGGAAAAAAAAAAAAAAAAGAAGUGAAGGACUGUUCGGCCGCCAACGCCUCUUUUCUUCAUCUACAAUCCGUGGCCUUGAAGGUUCCACUUGGGGACGUAGAAGUGGGAAGUGUUGGGGUCCCCGCUGCCCUGGGCAUGUCGGAUAGACUGUAAACAAUGAUGUCUGACGUUCGCUCUUCUCCGCUGCAGCAGUCUGCUCAGGACACGUCGCCUCCCCGCCGGGUGCUAGUGUCUGUUAUCAAGGCGGUCUCCCCCUCCUCAGCCCAUACCCCUCUCAAGCAGCGGCGACCUCCUUACACACUAAGUACUGCUCAGCCGAGCCCCGUCCCGACCAGCCCCGGAUUCAGUGACUUCAUGGUGUACCCGUGGCGCUGGGGGGAGAAUGCUCACAACGUCACACUGAGCCCGGGACCCAUCUCCAGGCAUCAGCCGCAGUCACUCGAAUCUCUUCACGCGACUAGAGAUGGUGGCGCCAGGGCUCGAAUUGCCGAUGUUCUCGGAGGCGGUGCUGCGGGUGUCGGGACAGACCGGAGAGAGGAUGGCGCUGCGGGACUGACGGAUGGAAGUCGCCGGGGCCGCCCAAGAGCAGAAACUGUUCGAGACUUAAUAAGUGAGGGUGAGCACUCUUCUAGCAGAAUCCGCUGCAAUAUCUGCAACAGGGUUUUUCCAAGAGAGAAGUCGCUGCAAGCACACAAAAGGACUCAUACGGGUGAAAGACCUUAUCUGUGUGACUAUCCAGACUGUGGGAAAGCCUUUGCACAAAGUGGGCAACUGAAAACUCACCAGCGUCUUCACACAGGAGAGAAGCCCUUUGUCUGCUCAGAAAAUGGUUGUUUAAGUCGGUUUACACAUGCAAACCGUCACUGCUCCAAGCAUCCAUAUGCAAGGCUUCGGAGAGAGGAGUCGAGCAACAAACCAAACCAAAUACAAGUGGCUGAUAAAGAUACAGCAGAGUGGCUUGCAAAGCACUGGGAAGCACAAGAACAGCUACCACCCACAUUAAAAGUAAAAUCCAUUCAAAAGGCGGAUCAAGAACAGCAGGAUCCUUUAGAGUAUUUUCAGUCGGAUGAAGAGGAAGACAAUAAGAAUGUCUCUCACUCAGCUUCCCGUAGAUGUCUGCAGGAGCAGCGAGAGCGUAUGCAUGGAGCUCUGGCUCUGAUUGAGCUAGCUAACUUAACUAGCGCACAGCUACGCCAGUAAUCUUACGUAGAGCUGUACCAUGUGUCCAACCCUAGUUGUACCUUGGUCCCUUUUUUUUCCCUCCAGAAGGACAUAUUUUAAAACGUAUUAUCUUGGCCAGAAAAAUAGGCGACUAAAUACAGCUGGGUUAUAAGCUAAGCACCUUAUUUGCUUGACAUAGGCUGCUAUCCUGUAGAACUUUUAAUGAAGAAUGUUGUUGCUUCCUUCAUUGGAGCAAGAGAGAAUUGCACUUUUAUGGUAAGGAUGUAAAGUGUUUUAAAUAUAAAUAUUGUUUGUAAAUAUGGGACAGAAAAGAGGCAAAGGUUUCUAUCCCUUUUGUGGGGUAGUACAUUUUACAAGCUUAACAUGCUGUUCUCAAAAACUCCAUGAACAAUCUUGCACAGAUCGGCUGAAUGCAUUCCUUCCUGUAGGAAGUUUUGGAUUUUGGUUAUUUCGCUUGCUGUGUGUUCCAUCAAAUCUCAUCUUUGCAGAUAAUUCCUUGUGUGGAUGGCGAUUGCAGCAGAACAUGGAUGUCAAAUUGUGCAGCAAAUGCAAUCCAGACCAUGGGUUUUCUACCCAAAUGUGAAAAUAAUUCACUAGUUUUGCAUAUGCCACAAUAAAAGAAAAUCUGCAAAUUGUAGCAGAACUCUGGCAUAUGUUUUACAAUAUUAUAUGGGCAUGACGCCUAUAUGAAUUUUCUAGGGAUGCACCGAAUCCAGGAUUCGGUUUGGGAUUCAGCCAGGAUUCAGCCUUUUUCAGCAGGAUUCUGCUGAAUCCUAAUUUGCAUAUGCAAAUUAGGAUUGGCAAGGGAAAUCUGGUGACUUUUUGUCAAAAAACAAGGAAGUAACAAAUGUUUUCCCCUUUCCCACCCCUAAUUUGCAUAUUGGUAUUCGGCCGGAAGGAUUCGGGGGUUCGAGCACUCUUGAUGCAUCCCUAGAGUUUUCACUGUAGAUUGCAAAGGAGCCAGUAUUUUUGCAGUACUUUAUCUAUCUUUUACUUUCGAGAUUUAUGCAAACCUCUCUUCUGCAAGAAGCACAGGAAAAACUUCGGCUUUCAGGGCCUUUGGGGUAUAAAGUUGCACUUGUCCCAAAAGAGAACAUCUGCAGUUAAGCUUGAAAAAUGAUAACGUUAUUGGUAAAUUGUCCAUAAAAUGGACUCUGACGUUGUAUGGCACUUGUAUGUUUUUUUUUUUUUUUCUAAAGAGGGUAUUUUACAUGGAGAUUUUGACAUGUACUAAACUAUUUUAAAUCAUUUCUUGCAGACACUAAAAUGGAAUACUCAGCUUUUUAGUAAUUAUAUAUAAAUAUCUUCAUAUGUCUCUGUUACAUGUUUGUAAGUUGUCUAAAAGCCACUUUAUUGCUUUGAGCAUGCCAAGUUGUAUUUUGAAUUUGUAUUGCUGAUGUAGGCACGAUGAGAGUACUUGCAUUAUUUUAAUACAAAAAAAUAAGCUUUAAAGUAGCAAUACCUAGCAUUUAGCAAUAAAUGGAGAUCUACUUGUCAGUGGAAACCAUUUUUUUUUC
This is a messenger RNA of Xenopus laevis (African clawed frog), 3368 nucleotides long. RefSeq names its product zinc finger protein 367 S homeolog (gene znf367.S). The transcript has 5 exons. Lineage: Eukaryota; Metazoa; Chordata; Amphibia; Anura; Pipidae. The record is from RefSeq and is a predicted model, not a curated record. The coding region runs from base 826 to 1869 and encodes 347 amino acids.